AUGGGCCGGUAUCGAGUGGACUACGGUGUGCUGUCUGCUAAAUCAAUGUCCGUGGAUCUAGGACUUCCAUAUGAGCGCACUCACUUGAUCUUUAGCAUCAUACGAACCGGUGCAGGCGGCUCCAAUAUUCGACCUGAAACAAAUACGGACGGCGAGGACUGCAUGUCUUCCGAGGUUGACGCCUUCCUCGCUAUGGCUGUGCACACUGUGAACGAACGCCGUGCCAUGUCUCGUAGAACCGUAGUUUGUACGGGGGCACGUCAAAGUCGUCUGUGUAAGAUGAUUGGUUGGUGCCUCAGUCGGCUCCAGCCCUCUUACAAGCAGCAUCAACGCGAGGCACUUCAUGGGUGCACGGAAUCUGCAACAUUGAAUGUGUUUCCCGCAGAGCUCAUGGAUUGUGCAGUCCAGAUCGUGCAGGUCAUUUCACCACACCAAGGCUCGUCUGCUGAAAAACUGUGUUGA
This is a messenger RNA of Microdochium trichocladiopsis, 462 nucleotides long. RefSeq lists its product as uncharacterized. The transcript is spliced from 2 exons. The record is from RefSeq and is a predicted model, not a curated record. Bases 1 to 462 code for a protein of 153 amino acids. Lineage: Eukaryota; Fungi; Ascomycota; Sordariomycetes; Xylariales; Microdochiaceae.